ACCAACCAAACCAAAAAAGUUGAACCAUUGCAUUGCUCCUCUACUCUCCUGCACAGAAGAGGUCACAUGACAUGUCUCCUCCCAGUGCGUGGCCGUCUCACUGGGCGUGAGGAAGGACUGAGCUCACAUAAGCAGCGUGAAGGUGAGCUCACCUGGCAGACGGCCUGCGCAGGGUAACAAGCAGCAGCAGGGAGCCCCCGGUGAUGUUGUCCCUCACCAACACCACGGGGGGGCUGAAGUAUCAAGGCCUGCUGGAGUCGGUGAUGUUCUCCACGCUGACCACGGUCCCGUGCUGCAUCUUCCUCCUGGUCAACACCGCCAUGCUGAUGACCUUGAGGAGCCGGCCUCUGUUCCGUGAGACCCCUCGCUACCUGCUGCUGCUGAACCUGCUGUGCGCCGACACCGCGCAGAUGGCCCUCAGCCAACUGCUCUACCUGCUGGCCGCCAGCCGGGCGCCGCUCACCUACCCGCCCUGCGGCGUCCUCGUCAUGCUGGCCGACCUCACCAACACGGUGUCCCCUCUCACGCUGGUGGUCAUGUCCCUGGAGAGGUACGUGGCCGUGUGCCACCCGCUGAGGCACGCCACCCUAGUGACAGCGAGGAGCACGGCGGUGGCCGUGGCGGUGGUCUGGGCCAUCAGCUGGAUGAACGUCCUCACGCAAGUCGUCCUGCUGCUGGACUUUCCCUUUAAGGACCUGCAGAGCCUGCAGAUGGCCGACUUCUGCUCCAAGGAUCGCAUGAUGCUCGGCGUUGUGUCCGAGGUCUAUGACAGAGGCUACACCUACUUCCUGUUUUCGUCGACCAGCGUGGUCGUGGCUUCCUCCUACGUCGCCGUGACGAUGGCAGCCCGCUUGGCCUCCAGUGGCGGAGCCUCGGCCAGGAGGGCCCGCGACACGCUGCUGCUGCACCUGGUGCAGGUGGGCCUCAGCCUCUCGUCCACCUUGUACAGCCCCGUCCUCGUGGCGCUCUCGCGCAGCGUGAGCCGCCUCCUGUUUGUGCGCCUGCAGAACGUUCUCUACGUCGCCAUCUUCAUCUUCCCCCGGUGUCUGAGCUCUCUGAUCUACGGCCUCCGAGAUAAGAGCAUCCGACCGGUGCUGCUGCAGCAUCUGAGCUGUGGGCUGACGCUCUCCAUCGGCACCACGCGUCCCCACUUUCACAUGCGUGAUGUUUAA
Messenger RNA from Pungitius pungitius (ninespine stickleback), 1172 nucleotides. Its product is annotated as odorant receptor 131-2-like. Gene Ontology annotation, molecular function: G protein-coupled receptor activity; olfactory receptor activity; odorant binding. The transcript has a single exon. Gene Ontology annotation, cellular component: membrane. The coding region runs from base 204 to 1172 and encodes 322 amino acids. Lineage: Eukaryota; Metazoa; Chordata; Actinopteri; Perciformes; Gasterosteidae. The record is from RefSeq and is a predicted model, not a curated record. Gene Ontology annotation, biological process: G protein-coupled receptor signaling pathway; detection of chemical stimulus involved in sensory perception of smell.